Messenger RNA from Erigeron canadensis, 1705 nucleotides. RefSeq lists its product as uncharacterized. Lineage: Eukaryota; Viridiplantae; Streptophyta; Magnoliopsida; Asterales; Asteraceae. Bases 339 to 1451 code for a protein of 370 amino acids. The transcript has 2 exons. The record is from RefSeq and is a predicted model, not a curated record.
CCACCACCACCAUCACCAUUAUAUAAUAUUACUGCACACAUUAUUUGUCCUUAGUCUGUAUGUGUAGGGCUUCACUCUCUUUUUUAAUAAUCCAACCUAGUCAGUGUUCCACGUGCUUCUGGGGACUCUACCCCUUCAACCCCCCUUUUACUUCAUUGCCAUUCCAUACCAUACCCCCCCUCCAUUUACACUCUUUGACCAUAUCUCAAACACACACACACACACACACACACACAAAAUAUCAAGAUUUUCAAGAUCAACAAAAAUACCAAAACCCAGAUUCAAAAACCUGAAAUUAUACCUGGGCUUGUGUUAAAAACUUGAAUUUUGUUAUAAAAAUGGAAGCUUUACAAGAUGACAAUGGUGAUGGUGGAAUGUUGUGUACUGAACAUCCAUACAAGAACAAUACACCAGCUGGUGGUAUAUGUGCUUUUUGUCUUCAAGAAAAGUUAGGCAAGUUGGUUUCUUCUUCUUUUCCUAUUGCUGUUUUCCCAUCUUCUUCUUCUUCUUCACCAUCUUUUAGAUCUGACAUCAAUGUCCCAACCACCACAAGCACCGCCGUUUCAUCCACCGUGGCACCACCACGGAUGAUGAUGAGCUCAACCUCAUUGAUUGCCUCAAAUACAAGAAAUAAUGAGUGUAACUAUCAUCACUAUUAUUCCAAUAGUAAUAGUACUAAUGGGUCAAAUAAGUCAAGGAUUCUUUAUCUUCUUGGUCAAAAGAAGAAGAAAAAGAAAGAUGUUGUCAACAUUAUCGAUGACCGAAGCAAAAACAUGAUGUUUAAAAGAAGCAAGUCCACAGUCACUCCUAGGCGUGGCGGCUUGCAUUUUACAGACAGUGAUGAAAACAUUAACAGUCCACAUAAACAACGUGGUUUCUGGUCGUUUCUUUAUCUACAAAAACACUCAAAACAACAACAAAAAACUCUCAGACACAUUUCAUCAAACAGUUUGUGCUCAUCAUCAGUUAGCUCGUACCCACAAGCUCAAAGAUCUAGAGACAUGAUUGUUGUUGAAGAAAACGGAAGCCCAUGUCAAGCGUCUUUCGACCGGAAAGUUUCCAGAUCCAGAUCCGUCGGGUGCGGCAGCCGGAGCUUUUCCGGUGACUUCUUUGAAAGAAUCUCAACUGGGUUUGGAGACUGCACGCUCCGGCGCGUGGAAUCACAGCGUGAAGGGAAGUCAAAAGUCUCCGGCAUCCGCGGCGGCGGAGGCGGUCAAGAUUGCAUCAAGGAAAGAGUCAGUGAAGGCAGUGAUCUAAAGAUGACGUCGGCGGUGACGUCAGGACACAGUCAUCAUCAGCAGCAUUCAAGGAGCAAGAGCUGGGGAUGGGCCUUGGCAAGCCCAAUGAGAGCAUUUAGUAAACCAUCAAGUAAAAAAGAACAACAAGCCUCAAACAAGAAUCAAACUCCAAAUUUGGCUGCUAUCCCUUCUUUGUUAUCUGUGAGAAGCUAAAUUUUUAUCUAUUUAUAUUUUUUAUAAUGUUCUUUUUUUUGGUCAUUUUUCAUUUGAUUGGUUUUAUUUUUAGAUGGGUGUGAAAUCUUAUCUAGUUUAUGAUAAAAGGAAUCAAGAAAAUGGGAAUUGAAAAUGGUGUGAAGGAAUAAUUACAAUAAUUAUAUCAUCUAAGUAAGCUAGUGAAAUCAUACCAUUAUACUCUUUUGAAGUACACAUUUUAUUUGGUAAAUUGGUUCAUCUUUUGUUAUGGUAAA